Molecule: messenger RNA, 1728 nt
Organism: Nasonia vitripennis (jewel wasp)
Lineage: Eukaryota; Metazoa; Arthropoda; Insecta; Hymenoptera; Pteromalidae
Exons: 2
Coding region: 247-1116 (289 amino acids)
Source: RefSeq, a predicted model, not a curated record
AGUCUGCAAGACGGUAUGGCUUCGGCUACUUCACCAAAUGGCAAGUAAACAAAUGCUUUUCUAGGUUAGGUUACAAAGUGCACGCCUUGAUCGCUGCGCAUACUUGUGUGCGGAAGUUGUUUCGAUCAACGCAGCUUGGCCGAAUGACUCGGCAUUCGUGGAGGAAUAAUUUUGCGGGCGUUGCGCGAAAUUUCGAAAUGCUGCAUCACCUCGACUUCGAGUAUUAGUGCAGAUGUUCAAGUCAAAAUGGAAUAUCCAGAAGUCGAUGUCGAAGAAGACAAUGCAAGUGACUUUAGUUCAAGCAUUAGCGUUGAACAUAUAAGGAGGAUACCUGGUCAAACUAUCUUACAUCAGGAUGCAGUUUAUAAUAUGUGGACAUCAAAAGCUACAGCGUGUUUGAUAAGUCAGUAUAAGAAAUAUCGAUCAAUGGUUGGACAAUCGACGCAGUUCAGGAGUCUCAGAGAUAUGUUUGAUAUAAUAUCAGUGGAAAUGCAGAAAAAUGGCUUCUACUUCAGUGCACAGAAAUGCGAAAACAAAUGGAGAGUUUUAGAGCGAAAGUACAAAAAUUUGGUAUUAAGAGAGAUGUUGAAAAAACCUGGCAGAAUAAAGCACUACGGGCAUUGGGAACAUAAGAAAGCAUUGGAUGAAAUUUUCAAUGAAAAGAGAAAAUCUGUCUACUUACAAGAGAGCGAAUAUCCACCAGUUGGAAAUUCAACAAAGUAUGCAUUGAUUUUACCAAAGCCAGUAACCCAGGCUGUAGCAAAUACGAAUGAAAAAUCCAAAACAGAGGCCGAAGAAGCUAAACGAAUUGCAAAUAUUGAAGCUAGCGAUCCAUUAGCUAUACCACCAAGCGUUGCAACAACAGAACAUGUAGUAGUAGAAUCACCAAAAAGGAAAACUAGUGCUCCUGCUCUGGAGAAAUUAUUGGAAGAUUUAAAGCGCCAGUUACAGGAGUCCGAGAAGAACAAAGAAAGAAGACAUCUGGAGAAAAUGGAAGUGCGUCAAAAAGAACUUAAGGUACAAGAGAGGUUGUUAAAGAUAAAGGAACAAAAAUUAGAGUUACAAAAACAAAAAAUUCUUGCUGUGGCACAAAGUCUCAAGUUGAAUCUCUUAUAAUUGGGUUGAGUUUUGACACCAAAGUUCAACAUAAAUGACUCCACGUUGUUGAAAAUUGUUAUUAGUGUUAAAUUAUUAUGAGAGAGAUCGAGACAGAGACUAAUAGCAGAUAUAUUUUGUAAAAUAUUUGUGAAGAAUUUUUCUAGACUCUGAAACGUAGUCGACUUACCGUAUGAGUUUCUGUAGAUAAAAGGCCUGUGCCGGCCUUCGAGAAAACCGGUAGAUGGAACCAUCAUCGCCGCAAGCUCGUAUUGCCGAUAAAGACACUCGCUGCAGUUUGCAGACGUUGAAAGAUUAUAGAAUUUGCGAAUGAAGAUUAACAAGUUAACGAUUUACUACAUGUAUAAGACACUUUGAAUGUGCUUUCAUAGUGGAAAGCAGUUUAAUGAUAUUAUAAUUUAAUCGCUUAAAGUAACUAAAAUAUCACCAUUGUACAAAGAAGACUCAUUUGUAUGUUCAUUGUUGUACUAAUAAGUUUACAUUUAAAUAUUUUGACCACGGCAGGAUAAAAGCGCGUCAGAAUAAUAAUAAUUUAUUUAAAAUGAUCAGUCAAUCGAUAAGUUCUGUUGAUAUAGACAAUAAGACGAAUAAAAGUUUAUUUUGAAGACCAAA